UGCUCCCCCCCCCCUUCCCCACACAGAUGUCGGCGCUUGUAUUAGAGUAAUUACGGAUCUCUUGCUCCCUUGUGUGCCGGAGCGCAUGCCCUGUUGCCGGGUCACGUGAUGCCUGUCAUGGCCGCCUCCUUGGCCCGGGGCGGUGUUAAUGCCGGGUUCUUGCUACGGGUGGCCAAGGGUUCCUUGUGGAGCCCAUCCGGGGGCUUUUGGGGGUACGGGGGAGCGGUGGCUCCAGCGACAGCGAGAAAAUUCCGGGUGACAGGCUCGGGGUUGGCUGGGGAGGAAGAAGCGAGCGGCCCCGAGCGGCCUGAAGACGUAUUCCACCUGAACCCGGGGCCAUCAUCCAGUACGGCAUCUGCAUCCCCAUUUGUCCUCAGGGUGAACGUGGUGUUCGUAGACCGGUCAGGCCAACGGAUUCCGGUGAGAGGCAAAGUCGGGGACAAUGUUCUCCACCUGGCCCAGCGCCAUGGGGUGGACCUGGAAGGGGCCUGUGAAGCUUCCCUGGCAUGCUCUACCUGCCACGUGUAUGUGAGUGAGGACCACCUGGACCUUCUGCCUUCUCCUGAUGAGAGGGAGGAUGACAUGCUGGACAUGGCCCCCCUCCUCCAGGAGAACUCCAGGCUAGGCUGCCAGAUCAUGCUGACACCUGAGCUGGAAGGGGCUGAAUUCACCCUGCCCAAGAUCACCAGGAACUUCUACGUGGACGGCCAUGUCCCCAAGCCUCACUGAUAUGGGCAGUUGGACUAUCGCAGACACCCUUGGCCCCAGGGCCACGACUGGAGGAAUAGCCAAGUUGCCAGCCCAGCCCAGAGCACGGACAGGCACGAGAGAUGUUAGAAGCACCAAGAAGGCCAAAUGCUUCAGAGAGAUCCCAUGUCCAGGCUCUGGUGGAGACAGGGCCCCUACUGGGGUGACCUCUCCAAGCCGCUGAGAAUUUGGGUGCGGCUAGGGUUGGAAUCUUAAUUAGACAAUAAAAACCAUCUUACAGAA
Molecule: messenger RNA, 990 nt
Organism: Miniopterus natalensis
Lineage: Eukaryota; Metazoa; Chordata; Mammalia; Chiroptera; Miniopteridae
Gene: FDX2
Product: ferredoxin 2
Biological process (GO): P450-containing electron transport chain
Cellular component (GO): mitochondrion
Molecular function (GO): electron transfer activity; 2 iron, 2 sulfur cluster binding
Source: RefSeq, a predicted model, not a curated record